UAAUAAAAAUGGAGAUCCUAAUACUCAGAUUGGUCGACCUGAGGUAACAACUGAACGUUGGUCAGAAACUACAAUGAAUUUAGAAGAUUUAGUGAACGAUGCUUUAUAUAAUUUGAAAAAUCCGAUUGUAACAACAACAACAGAGGAAAGUUCAAGAAUAAUGAUGUUAACAACAUCAACAACUGAAAUACCGCCACCAUUAUCAGUAUCAUCAACGAUAGCAACCACUCGACAAGAAGAGACUGGUUUUGAUGACGAUAGUAUCUUUGAGGAAGAUGACGAAAAUGAAUACUAUGACGAUGUAUAUGUUACAACAGCAUUGGAUGAUAGUGAUGAGCUACAAUCAUCAAAGGUUGGCAGCGAUGAUUUUAAUAAAAUUUUAUCAACAAUAGAAAAGUCAACACCAAAUACACAACAAGAACAAGUUAACGAUAUAAAACAUAAUAAAAAAGGAACAAAGGAUAAAGCUCGAGUUAAACUAGAAAACGAUGAUAGUAAAUCGUCAUUAUUUUCAAUGGCUGGAUUUUUACCAUUAUUAAAGGAUAUACAAGAGACAUUAACGAAAAAUAAUAAACAGACAACAUCGAGUAAAGUGGAAUUGUUAGAAAAUAUUCGUGAUCAAUUGUUGGCAAAUAUAAAUUAUCGUAUGAAUGCAUUAUGGGGAGGUGGUGGAAAUAAAGUUGGUAAUAGAAAUAGAAGUAAAUCAACAAUAAUUCGUGAACGUCGUGCUGCACGUACAUUAUUUCAAGACAAAGAGCAUGACGAUCAUCAUCAUGACCAUCAUUACGAAGAACAUGAAUACGAGCAUCAUGUAGAUUUUCCAUCAAAUGCAGCUGCUCUAUUAGCAUUAAGUUUUUUAACAUUUGCUGUAUUUCUCAUCAAAUUAGUGCUGCAAGUAAUACAAGCAUUGCAAGCGAAAGCUCAAAAUAUGACGACAACAACAACAAGUGCAACGAUUAUUCGCUUAAAAAGAUCUGAAGAGGAAGAAUAUGAAAAUGCUGCCAGAAUAUUGAAUUAUAUUGAUACAUUUUCGAUUAAAUAG
Molecule: messenger RNA, 1042 nt
Organism: Chrysoperla carnea
Lineage: Eukaryota; Metazoa; Arthropoda; Insecta; Neuroptera; Chrysopidae
Exons: 4
Coding region: 74-1042 (322 amino acids)
Source: RefSeq, a predicted model, not a curated record